This is a messenger RNA of Rhodamnia argentea, 1523 nucleotides long. RefSeq lists its product as uncharacterized. The record is from RefSeq and is a predicted model, not a curated record. The coding region runs from base 268 to 978 and encodes 236 amino acids. Lineage: Eukaryota; Viridiplantae; Streptophyta; Magnoliopsida; Myrtales; Myrtaceae. The transcript is spliced from 7 exons.
UCCACCACGUCUUGUGACCUGUCUCUUCCUUCUCUGAAACCAAAUCGAUCGUCCGCGAAACCGCACCUCCACAACCCACCCAGCUCCCAGGGCGGUGAUAGACAAAGGCUGCGAAAUUGAGCCCCGCCGCCCCAGAGAUUCAAAAGGACCGAAAAGAUUAUGGUACGGUCCUAGGUUUUGAUUCCGCUCGCGAUCGACCCAUUAGUCUACCGAACCCCUGUGAUCCAAUCAUCUCAACAAUCGGAAACUUGAAUAAAGGGAGAAAAAAUGGGGAAGGAGGACGGAGACCCUAAUCGGGAAAAUCCAUGGCCUCCGAACCGGACCUAUCCGGGGAAAGAGGAGAAGGAGGAGAUGAAGCCCUGGGGAGUUCUCGUCUUCGGCCUGAUUGGCGCCACGGCUACCACUUUGGCGGUUUCACGUCUCCGGCAAACUGUAAAUUGGGUCUAUGCUCAGUUAACCAGGUCGCGCGAAUCGGCAAAAUCUUUCAGAACGGCUUUUCAAGAGGAAGCUUGGAAGAGGUACAAUCGACGAAUGCAGGAAGCAUAUGAAGAAGAAAUGGAGAGAGUGGAGCGCAUAAGGCGUAUGCAGAAUGUGUUUAAUAGAGAAAGGAGUAAAUAUAAAAGAGGCUAUGAGAGCUGGAUGGAAAAUGAUGCUGGUGCAUAUAGCCAGCAAUUCCAGCGGGAUGAUUGGUAUUGGAAGGCGGAUACAUCAUCCAGAUAUCGAAGUACUAAUUUUAGGAGAGCCCCAAGGGAGAGUGCAAGCUACCCAUUGUCACAUCAUUACUCAGUUUUGGGCCUUGAUAGGUCAAGGAAGGCACCAUACACGGAUGCUGAGAUCAAGACGGCAUUUAGGGCCAAGGCAUUGGAGUUCCAUCCGGAUCAGAACCAGGAUAACAAAGUGGCUGCUGAGGCGAAGUUCAAAGAAGUAAUGUUGUCUUACGAGGCCAUCAAGCAAGAACGGCAAAAUAACAGGACCUAAAACAUUUGGCUUAAUUUGUCUACGAUAUUCCAAGGAUUGACAUCGUGGAUGCAAUAGCAGAUCAAGGGACAGUGCCAAACCACUGCAUUUAAUUCCCGGGGUCCCCAACUGGAAAGACGAUACUGCACUUUGCAGAGUUACUGGGCAUGUGUUGGAACCUGUGUCCUCGUACUAGGUUACUGAAGCAGAAUAAAAAUAUGUCUUUUGACUAGAUGUGGAAAACCCCGUGAGGUUAGGGAAUGUCUAUGUAGAGCAUGAUUUUACGAUCGCACAGCACAGCAAGUGCCGAAAUGUCGUUAAGUAAAAUCACCCAUUUGAGCUGGGUUCUUUUGUACAUUUUUUUGGGUUUUAAACAAGGGUGAGCUUGGAGAUACAUGUCAUUUUCACGGUCUACACAAUUUGUUUUUCAUAUACAAUAAAGAAGAGGGCAUGGAGUUACUUGUAAACUGCGAUCAGCUGGCGACGGUUACUGCUUGCUUGUUUUCAACCUCUUGUUGCUGCUGUUCUAUUUGAGUGGUGGUUGAACGUCAGUUGUCAUCUUUUGA